AACAAAAAAAAUAGAAAGUUUCAUUUGUCUAAAAACAAUACAAAGUCAAAAGUCCACCUUUAUAAAGACGAAACUGAGAAGGUUACAAAUCACCGUGGACGCAUUCUCGCCAAUCGGAAACGAGCACGUGUCAAAGCUCCCUUCCUCCUCCGUCGUCAUCGUUCAUCUCUGCAACAAACAAACGACCUGAGGAGCAAAAAAAAAAAAAAACAGAGAGAUCUCUCCUUUAAACAUUUCAUCAUGGUUCUCCGAUCAAAAUAUCUAUGCUCAUUCCUCUUAAUCAUAGCCAUCCUAUCGCACGUUUCUCAAUCUCUCCACUUCGAGUUAAAAUCAGGCAAAUCAAAAUGCAUCUCGGAGGACAUCAAAAGCCAUGCGAUGACCGUCGGAAAGUACACCGUCGUCAAUCCCAACGAGCCUUACCCUACUCCACAAUCUCACAAGAUCAACAUAAGGGUGACGUCGAGUCACGGGAACACGUACCAUCACGCGGAGGAGGUGGACUCUGGGCAGUUCUCGUUCACGGCGGUGGAAGGUGGGGAAUACUCGGCGUGUUUCGCUGCUCACGAUCAUAAGCCUGACGUGACGUUGGGUAUCGAUUUGGAGUGGGGGACGGGUGUUCAUUACAAGAGUUUGGGUAGUUUGGCGAAGAGGAGCAAAGUCGAAGUCAUGGAGUUUGAAGUAAAGGCAUUGAUUGAAACCGUUAACUCGAUUCAUGAUGAGAUGUUUUAUCUUAGAGACCGGGAGGAAGAGAUGCAGGAUCUGAACAGGGCUACAAACUCGAAGAUGGCGUGGUUGGGUUUACUGUCUCUUUUCGUGUGCUUAGGAGUUGCUGGGAUGCAGUUUAUGCACUUGAAGACGUUUUUUGAGAAGAAGAAAGUCAUCUAAGAGGUGUAAAAUGGAAUAAUUCCACUCUUUCUUUCUUUAAUCAGCUCAGGGAAGGGAAUCUUUCACUCUCUGGUGGGUUUUGUAUAUUCAGAUUUUUGUGGCUUGAGCAUAUGGCCUGCCUCUUGAACUAAAUGAAUGUGAAAGUGUUAUGCCAUUUUUGCACUCUGUCAACAGAAAGAAUAACUUGGAAAACGUUAUAUACUUAGGCAGAAGAAGAAGUUUACCAACAAGAGAUUCAGUUGGAACCAGUGCGUUAAACCACAUAGCUAAACAAUUCUCUCUGAGUUUAACCACAAUUAUUAGAUUGUGAAGGUAGAUUAGAGACAUUUUUUGCCUUUUAACUAAAUUCUCUUAUAGAUAAAGACGGAGCUUUAAACCUCCAUUAUGUUUUUUUUGUCUCUCUCCUAAACAUGCUGCAACUACUCUCAUUCACAUAGAGCGCUUAAUGAACAAUUGAGAGGAAGUGUACUGGAGAUUAACUCGGUACUAUCAUCACACUCAUCAGAUUCUCCAAGUACAAUCACAGAUCACACACUGAUUCUAGUUUUUUCAAGAGAGAUGAUUAUUUACCUGACUGUGUUGCUUGGUCAAGAGACUCAAGACCUUGUAAUAAACGAAGUUUCAAAUGAUUUACAAAUAUCGUUUGAAUGGUAACUAAGUUGCUUAAACGUAAUCUUCUUGAAUAACAUAUAACCAACAGGUAUUAAUGAUAAGCAAAGGCUAGUAGAACUUUCGCUGUUUAAAACACCAAACGUUUCAACAAUCCAAAACCAAUAGAUAUGGUUGUCUUGCAACAAGAAACACACAUAAAUGGUCUAAAUUAGAAAAA
This is a messenger RNA of Brassica napus (rape), 1714 nucleotides long. Its product is annotated as transmembrane emp24 domain-containing protein p24delta9. Gene Ontology annotation, cellular component: endoplasmic reticulum-Golgi intermediate compartment; endoplasmic reticulum; COPII-coated ER to Golgi transport vesicle. NCBI's taxonomy places the organism in Eukaryota, Viridiplantae, Streptophyta, Magnoliopsida, Brassicales, Brassicaceae. Gene Ontology annotation, biological process: endoplasmic reticulum to Golgi vesicle-mediated transport; intracellular protein transport; Golgi organization. Bases 241 to 885 code for a protein of 214 amino acids. The transcript has 4 exons. The record is from RefSeq and is a predicted model, not a curated record.